Molecule: messenger RNA, 1169 nt
Organism: Procambarus clarkii (red swamp crayfish)
Lineage: Eukaryota; Metazoa; Arthropoda; Malacostraca; Decapoda; Cambaridae
Source: RefSeq, a predicted model, not a curated record
ACAUUAGUAUUAAACCUCAUUUAAAAUCUUUAAAUAUUUUAACAGAAGAUAUAGGGAGUAUCAAUUCAGAAAAAUUGAGAGCAAAUCUACUUGAUACUUGGAACAAUGAAAUACCCCCUAUAUACCCUUCUGAAGUUCUCCCAGAUAGUGAAUAUACUGUUACUGAAAUGAUUGAACCCUUUUUGAUUAAAAAUCCAGGACGUUUUACAUUGUUCCCAAUUAAAAAUCAUGAUAUCUUUAAAGUGUAUAAGAAGGCGCUAGCAUCAUUUUGGACAGUUGAAGAAGUAGACUUGUCAAAGGAUAUUGUAGAUUGGGAACAGAAACUUAAUGACGAGGAACGUCACUUCAUUUCACAUGUUCUAGCAUUUUUUGCCGCAUCAGAUGGUAUCGUCAAUGAAAAUCUUGUUGAACGUUUCUGCCAAGAGGUACAAAUACCAGAAGUGAGGUGUUUUUAUGGUUUUCAGAUUGCCAUGGAAAAUAUUCACAAUGAAAUGUACAGUUUACUUAUUAAUACAUACAUAAAAGAUUUACAGGAGCAGAACAGAUUAUUUAAUGCUAUUGAAACGCUGCCAGCUGUUAAGAAAAAAGCUGAUUGGGCUCUAAGGUGGAUUACCAAUAGAACGGCAACAUAUGCCGAACGCAUUGUUGCCUUUGCUGCAGUAGAGGGUAUUUUCUUUAGUGGUUCAUUUGCUGCAAUAUUUUGGUUAAAAAAACGUGGUUUAAUGCCAGGUCUAACCUUCAGUAAUGAAUUGAUUUCUAGAGAUGAAGGGUUACACACAGAUUUUGCUUGCUUGAUAUUUAAGUACUUGAUUAAUAAGCCUGAUCAGAAAUAUGUAUAUUCUAUCAUUGAUAAUGCUGUGAAGAUUGAACAAGAAUUUUUAACAGAUGCCAUGCCAAUCAAACUUAUUGGUAUGAACUGUGAUCUAAUGGGGAAGUAUAUAGAAUUUGUGGCUGACCGACUUCUCUUUGAACUCGGUUUUAAGAAACUUUAUAAUGUAGAAAAUCCAUUUGACUUUAUGGAAAAUAUCUCAUUAGAAGGGAAAACUAAUUUUUUUGAAAAAAAAGUAAGUGAAUAUCAAAAAUAUGGUGUAAUGAAUUCAGAUCAAUACAGUGUUUUUACAUUAGAUUCAGACUUUUAGUUAAUUAGUUGAUGGAUGGAAUAGAACAUG